CAUUUCUUUAUUUCAGAUGGCUGUUGCGGCUACUAUACAGAUAUAGACGUACAGGAGGCUAAUUCGUUUCGAUCAGAAUAUGUUUUUAUAAAGAUAAGCAUAAUAUUGUUAGAUUAUAUGAGUAAGUCUGGUAGGCCUCAAACUGACUUUCUCACCUUAAAUUCAACUGACGGAGUCAGUUGGAGUGCCGCUACGCACUGCCUUCAGGAAGUUUACCCAGGACACUCCUGACCUGCAAACCAACAUUUUAUUUCAUAAUUGGUUAAAAUUAGGUUACGGUAAGAGCCAGUUUUAGAUGUUGGUUAGUCGUUUUACAUGCGUAUCCUUAUCGAGAUUCCCUAAAAACACACCUCUUCGAUACAACUACGACCGGAAGUGGCUUUUUUCGUAGCAGGCUUGGGGAAUUUAGGUUAGGUUAGGAUGAUUCCUAACCUGCUAUAAAAAGUAACUAUAUCGAAGUUGCGUGUCCUUAUCUCAUAUACUCUGCCUUUUUCCUGCAACAACUCAACUUCUCUGUUGUGCGCCUCUCAUUGAAAGUUCAACAAUGAUCCGGUUAAUGGUAUUCAUAAGAACUGUUUACGAAGAACAACUUUUCCUGUUCCUGUUUCGGGGUUGAUUUUGUUUCACUGGUAGGCUACAAUCAACAUAAGGACAAGUCCUCUGCCUCUUCUCAAGAUAUGAAAGCGUGUUCAACGUGAUUUCCCGUUGUGUCAUUGAGAAAGACGAACGUCUCUUUUUCACUGGUUUUGUAAAGAUCCCUAUGCUGCUGAGAUGGAGGAGGCGUACACAGAGCUGUACAGGGAGUUCCUCCGACUGCGUUCGCUAUGUCUGAAGCAGGCUGCUCUACUCCAGCAACUCACAGAGACACUGAGGAGACAGCGAGGAGAAGCCCCUGUUCCUGAUGGACAACCCAGCGUAAUGGCACCAAUCCCAGUCCAGUGCACCCAGGGUGGCCUGGGGUCUCUCCCUGCACGGCCAGAAACCCCAAUGGUACCAACACACAACCCUGCUGCACACCGUGGCGGUAUAGUCCUAUCUGGGGCCUUUGGCUCACUCUCUGAUCUCCUGGAGGGGGAUUUGGGUAGACUACGGCUGGACUUUGCUCAUCCAGAGACAGAAAGGAAUGCGGUCCUCAAAGCCGCUCCCCUCAGGCCUCUGGAUCUACCUGGGGGUAAUAAUGGAGAGGUGGCACCCUCCAGUGUCUCUGGGGACUCGAAGCAAGCAGGUCGAUUUUGGGUUGAUGAUACGACCCGACAAAUGUUCCGGAUGCCCUCGGCGUGUGGCUCCUUCUUGGACAGGGAGUUCCUGAGCCAGACCGGGGGAAUGAUGCUGAUGUCAGAGGUGGCAAUGCAGUCUCAGGUGUGUGACUUCUGCAAUGCUGUGUUCCCUGGCUACACCACCACCAGGGGGGACUUCCUGCGCCACCUCCACACACACAUCAGCUAAAACUCUGGUUCCAUGUUGAUUCAACAUCAUCGCAUAGAUUUUGGGGGGUUGAAAUGACAUGGAAACAAUGUUGAUUCAGCAAGUUUUUUCCCCAGAGGAUUAUUUUGUUGCCACAGUGAUCAGUAAUUUGCGCCAUGGGUCCUGGUCAAAAGUAGUACACUAUAUCAUAGGGUGCUAUUUGGGAUGGAGCCUUGGUCUUUCUCAAUCAAAGCAGCGACGCAAAAGCACACAGCAGAACUCCUCAACGAGCCACCAGAUUGGCAGCUAUAUCUCGCUAUAUUUAGUCUGCUCUCAUCAUGGUGGUAGGGGGUGCGCACUCACAUGGAGUGAAAAGAGGGUGACAUCACAGAUACAGGUGAGUCAUGAAGCAUCGUUUGUACAGGAUUAGCACUCAGCACAGAACUGGAAGGAACAAACAACUUGAUGGUGGUGGUGAUAUUGGGGGGAGAGUGGGAAUGUCUGUUUGGACUUAGUGCUUUUCUAUUAGUUCCCUAAUUGCUGGCAGCAUUCGAAUGACGAAGGCUUAUCGUACAUUUGACUCUCAUGCUCCGUCAAAAGGAGUGCAACAAAUGGGGCCACAAGAUUAAAACAAUAAAAUAACAUUUAUUGAGAUUUAACAAAAUAAAUAAUCUUCUGUUCAACAUAAA
Molecule: messenger RNA, 2093 nt
Organism: Oncorhynchus mykiss (rainbow trout)
Lineage: Eukaryota; Metazoa; Chordata; Actinopteri; Salmoniformes; Salmonidae
Biological process (GO): negative regulation of canonical NF-kappaB signal transduction
Source: RefSeq, a predicted model, not a curated record